GGAGGCGGUCCGGCCCCGGCCAGGACGCCGCUGGCGCUCGGGCUCCUGCUGGCGCUGGCCGCGGCGGCGGCGGGCGGCUCCAUCGAGGAUCAAGCAGAACAGCUUUUUAGAAGUGGCCAUACAAACAACUGGGCAGUUUUGGUGUGCACAUCCAGAUUCUGGUUUAAUUACCGUCACGUUGCCAACACUCUGUCUGUGUAUAGAAGUGUCAAAAGAUUAGGCAUUCCUGACAGUCACAUAGUCUUGAUGCUGGCAGAUGAUAUGGCUUGUAACCCUCGCAACCCCAAACCAGCUACUGUGUUUAGCCACAAAAAUAUGGAACUAAAUGUUUAUGGCGAUGAUGUGGAAGUGGAUUAUAGAAGCUAUGAGGUUACUGUGGAGAACUUCUUACGGGUAUUAACAGGGAGAAUUCCUCCUAGCACUCCUCGGUCCAAGCGUCUACUUUCUGAUGAUAGAAGCAAUAUUCUCAUUUAUAUGACAGGUCAUGGUGGAAAUGGUUUCUUGAAAUUUCAGGAUUCUGAAGAAAUUACCAACGUAGAACUUGCAGAUGCAUUUGAACAAAUGUGGCAGAAAAGACGGUAUAAUGAACUUCUGUUUAUCAUCGACACCUGUCAAGGAGCAUCCAUGUAUGAGCGAUUUUAUUCUCCUAAUAUAAUGGCCCUAGCAAGUAGCCAAGUGGGAGAAGACUCGCUUUCACAUCAACCCGAUCUUGGAAUUGGAGUGCAUCUCAUGGACAGAUACACAUUUUAUGUUUUGGAAUUUUUGGAAGAAAUUCAUCCAGCUAGCCAAACGAAUAUGAAUGAUCUUUUCCAGGUGUGCCCCAAGAGUUUAUGCGUUUCUACUCCUGGACAUCGGACUGAUCUUUUUCAAAGAGACCCUCAUAACGUUUUGAUAACUGACUUUUUUGGAAGUGUACGGAAGGUCGAAAUUACAACAGAGACCAUUUCAUUGAAACCUGUUGCGGAACAAUUGGAAAUCAGUCACAAGAAAGACCAGAAGGAAGAGAUGCCAACUGAACCAUUAAAAUACGCCGAACAGCUUCCAGUAGCUCAGAUAAUACACCAGAAACCAAAGCAGAAAGAUUGGCAUCCCCCCGGCGGAUUUAUUCUUGGACUCUGGGCCUUAAUCAUCAUGGUCUUCUUCAAGACCUAUGGAAUCAAGCAUAUGAAGUAUGUUUUCUAAUUCUGCUGAAUGUAAGGAGAGACCAUCAACUAAUAUAUUAAAUUUCAUCUGAGUUGAAAUUCGGUCCCAAUAAGGGAUCGUCAUUUGUAUAUUGUGUCUGGGUGUCUUGGAAAAAAAUAAAGACACUUUCAAUCUCU
This is a messenger RNA of Tachyglossus aculeatus (Australian echidna), 1319 nucleotides long. It is a transcript of the gene PIGK, whose product is annotated as phosphatidylinositol glycan anchor biosynthesis class K. Gene Ontology annotation, molecular function: GPI-anchor transamidase activity. Gene Ontology annotation, biological process: protein localization to cell surface; proteolysis; attachment of GPI anchor to protein. The transcript has 11 exons. NCBI's taxonomy places the organism in Eukaryota, Metazoa, Chordata, Mammalia, Monotremata, Tachyglossidae. Gene Ontology annotation, cellular component: GPI-anchor transamidase complex. The record is from RefSeq and is a predicted model, not a curated record. The annotation marks the transcript as partial.